AUGCGCACAGCUGUGUUUCUCGUUCCUACCCUCGCGAUCCUCCUGCUUUACGGAGGGAAAACUACGCUGGCAACGGUCAUUGGGGGAUCUAUCAUUUGCUACAUGCUUGAUUUUCUGGGGUAUCAAGAACCAACAUUCAUAGCUGUUUGGGUUACGAUCGCUGCAAUGGCUGUCACAUUAUUCAUAUCGUCGAUCCACUUGUUCUUGGUGCUCAACUCGAGGGUUACCACAUUCAACAUCACCCUCAUAUAUAACAUGCUCAUUGCUUCCGGAUCCCUUGGCAUCUGGGCAAGUUUGCAAUUCUCGUUCAUGCAGAGGCAGCAGCCGCGACUUGUGCUCGUGUUCGAGAGGAUGUUGUUUUGUAUCACUCCUUGCUCUCCGACAGUGAUCAUUACAUGGGCUAUCAUAGGAGUGAACGGGAUGUCCGCUGCUCCAUACGUGUUGCUAGCAGUUAUGACCGCUGCUUACUUUCUGUUUGUGCUUCCGGUGAGAUCUUCGUUCAGAAUGCCAAGAAAGGACAGGCCGAAAACGAUCACCCCAUCCAUGACGGAUCUCGACGAGACGGUGCUGGGACGAUACGAGACGGCAGUUCAGACGCUCGCAUACCUCCUCCUGCCUGUGAUGUUCAAGAUCGCGAUCCAUCACGCGCACCUGAUCGCAUCGAGAGAUGACGUUGCCGGUCUGCUGACGUGGAUGCUUAUAAGGGUGAUCUUUCACUCUCUCAACCAGUACAUCAAACUCGCUCCUCCCUGGAACUUCAUUGCUGUCACCGUUGCCGUCUACCUCUUCGCCUUCAUCGUUCUCGCGCACUUUGCUGGGUACUUGGAGUCAGCAGGAGCCAUGAUCCUCCUCUCGAUCAUGGCGGUCGGAGUUGCUGUGAGCGGCUGCUUGGCGCUGGGAAUGCCAUGGUUUGCCAUGCCGGUGGCAGCGCUGGGAGGAUUCUUCUGGGUUCGGUUCUACUACAAGAGACAGUAA
Guillardia theta CCMP2712 is the source of this 975-nucleotide messenger RNA. RefSeq lists its product as hypothetical. The transcript is spliced from 13 exons. The record is from RefSeq and is a predicted model, not a curated record. The coding region runs from base 1 to 975 and encodes 324 amino acids. NCBI's taxonomy places the organism in Eukaryota, Cryptophyceae, Pyrenomonadales, Geminigeraceae.